Messenger RNA from Perognathus longimembris pacificus (Pacific pocket mouse), 1751 nucleotides. It is a transcript of the gene Slc25a14, whose product is annotated as solute carrier family 25 member 14. Gene Ontology annotation, biological process: mitochondrial transport. Gene Ontology annotation, cellular component: mitochondrial membrane. The record is from RefSeq and is a predicted model, not a curated record. Bases 488 to 1360 code for a protein of 290 amino acids. Lineage: Eukaryota; Metazoa; Chordata; Mammalia; Rodentia; Heteromyidae. The transcript is spliced from 11 exons.
UCCUGGACUUCCAGGCUGGGGAGCGGGGCUGGGCCGCGCCAGGCCGCGCGGGGCCGGGCUGGCCUAGUUCCCGGCCUGGGAGGGGCUUAACCGUCCUUUGAUCUCUCUCUCCCUUCAGCUGAGUCCCUUCCCUGUCUUUCACUCUUCUGGCAUCGGUGGUUUUCCUUCUUCGAUUGAGCCCUGCUUCCUCGACCCCCCUGGGAGGCCGCCUCCUUCAGGCGCCUCCCUUCUCUCUACGAACUCGCUCUGACAGCUGAGGAACUGGCAAGAUCCUGCUAUCCAGAGGGUGAAUGGGUAUCUUUCCCGGAAUAAUCCUAAUUUUUCUAAGGGUGAAGUUUGCAACGGCGGCCGUGAUUGCUAAGGGCGAGGAAAAAGAUGUGAUUUAAGUGCGUGAGAGAAGAGAUAUAUAAUCCAUAUUGCUGUGAUUCCUCUGGGGGCCAGAAGAACAUCAAAAAAGUAUCAGAAAAGUUCUACUGUAAGCCAUGAGAUGUCUGGUCUGAAUUGGAAACCCUUUGUAUAUGGCGGCCUUGCCUCUAUUGUUGCUGAGUUUGGAACUUUUCCUGUGGACCUUACCAAAACACGGCUUCAAGUCCAAGGCCAAAGCAUCGAUGUUCGAUUCAAAGAGAUAAAAUAUAGAGGGAUGUUUCAUGCCCUCUUUCGAAUCUAUAAGGAAGAGGGUAUCUUGGCUCUGUAUUCAGGAAUUGCUCCUGCGUUACUAAGACAGGCAUCAUAUGGAACCAUUAAAAUUGGGAUUUAUCAAAGCUUGAAGCGGUUGUUUGUGGAACGUUUGGAAGAUGAAACUCUUCUAAUUAAUAUGAUCUGUGGUGUAGUGUCAGGAGUGAUAUCUUCCACUAUAGCCAAUCCCACCGAUGUUCUAAAGAUUCGAAUGCAGGCACAAGGCAAUCUCUUCCAAGGAAGCAUGAUUGGCAGUUUCAUUGAUAUAUACCAGCAAGAAGGCACCAGGGGUCUGUGGAGAGGUGUGGUCCCAACUGCUCAGCGUGCUGCUAUCGUUGUGGGAGUAGAACUACCAGUCUAUGAUAUUACCAAAAAGCACCUGAUAAUGUCAGGAAUGAUGGGAGACACCAUUUUAACUCACUUUGUUUCCAGCUUUACAUGUGGCUUGGCUGGGGCUCUGGCAUCCAAUCCAGUUGAUGUGGUGCGAACUCGAAUGAUGAAUCAGAGGGCAAUUGUGGGACAUGUUGAUCUCUACAAGGGCACUUUGGAUGGCAUUUUAAAGAUGUGGAAACAUGAGGGCUUUUUUGCCCUCUAUAAGGGAUUUUGGCCAAACUGGCUUCGACUUGGCCCCUGGAACAUCAUUUUUUUUAUUACAUAUGAGCAGCUCAAGAGGCUUCAAAUCUAAGAAUUGGAUAUCUGUGAUCCCAGCCUUUCUACUGUUUUUCCUUUUCCCAAUAUUCGUGUUCUAAUGUAUUUUGACAACAUUGUAAGUGUUUACUCAACCAAUGAUCUUAUAAAGACAUCCUGAUGGAAUAACAAUAGAUGGUUCAAAGUUGUUUAUGUAUUUGUGGUACCAUGUUAACUUUUCCCUGAGAGAAAGUGUUAACAUUGAGAGUCUGGCCUUAGAUUGGUAUCUUCUAUGAAGAUGGAUACUGAUGGGUAACAUUCAAAAUGAAGGUGGGUUAAAUGUAAUUGGUUAGAACCAAACUUGGGCUAGACCAGAAGGUGUAGGCAAGGACAAUUACUGCUGUGUAUGUUGUAAUAGACAUUGGUUCUCAUUAAAGUAUUUAUUGGCA